AUGAUGCCUAUGAGACCAUCCCAAAGCGCUAUGCGCGCCCUGCACUAUCAGAAAUACCUCGCCUCCGGUAGAAGGACUUUCGCUACUUCUUCCGUCGCUGCGACCGCCUCGCCCCACCGCUUUUCUUCUGCUCAGAAGAGAUUCCAGAGCACCGCGACAGCGCCUGCGUCUCCGGCCUUCAACCAGGAACCUCACCGCAAUGAAGUGUCGCCACUUCAAAACCGCCAGGUCCCCGAACUGGACGACUCUUUUGUCGGACUCAGUGGUGGAGAGAUCUUCCACGAGAUGAUGCUGCGUCUGGGCGUGAAGCACGUCUUCGGUUACCCUGGCGGCGCCAUUCUCCCCGUCUUCGACGCCAUCUACAACUCCAAGCACUUCGAUUUCGUCCUCCCUAAGCAUGAGCAGGGCGCCGGACACAUGGCCGAGGGCUACGCCCGUGCCUCAGGAAAGCCCGGUGUCGUCCUCGAUGCCCUUUCGGACGGUACUCCCAUGGUCGUUUUCUGUGGCCAGGUGCCCACCAGCCUGAUCGGAACCGACUCUUUCCAGGAAGCCGAUGUGAUCGGUAUCUCCAGGGCUUGCACGAAGUGGAACGUGAUGGUCAAGUCCGUCGCUGAGCUUCCUCGUCGCAUCCAGGAGGCUUUCGAGAUCGCCACCAGCGGCCGCCCUGGACCCGUCCUCGUCGAUCUUCCCAAGGAUAUCACCGCCGGUAUUCUCCGUAAAUCUAUCCCGAUGAACAGCACCAUUCCCUCCCUCCCCAGUGCUGCGACUAUGGCCGCCCGCGACCUGAGCAUGCAGCAGCUCAAGGGCACCAUCAGCCGUGUCGCCCGUCUCGUCAACGUGUCCAAGAAGCCCAUUCUGUAUGUCGGUCAGGGUCUUCUUGCUCGUCCGGACGGCCCUGAGGUCCUGAAGGAGCUGGCCGACAAGGCCUGCAUCCCUGUCACCACCACUCUCCAGGGUCUGGGUGGAUUCGAUGAGCUGGAUCCCAAGGCACUGCACAUGCUGGGAAUGCACGGAUCUGCCUAUGCCAACAUGGCUAUGCAGGAAGCCGAUUUGAUCAUUGCCAUCGGCGCUCGUUUCGAUGACCGUGUCACCGGAAACAUCUCCAAGUUCGCCCCCCAGGCCAAGCUUGCCGCCUCCGAGAACCGUGGUGGUAUCGUUCACUUCGAGAUCAUGCCCAAGAACAUCAACAAGGUCGUCCAGGCCAACGAGGCUGUCGAGGGUGACUGCGCCGACAACAUCCGCCUCCUCCUUCCCCACCUUGACGCUGUGCCCGAGCGCAAGGAGUGGUUCGAUCAGAUUAACGACUGGAAGGCUCGGUUCCCUUUUUCCCUCUACGACAGACAGACCUCUGAGGGCCCCAUCAAGCCCCAGGCCUUGAUCGAGAAGCUCAGUGAUCUUACUGCCCACAUGAAGGAUCGCACUGUCAUCACCACCGGUGUCGGUCAGCACCAGAUGUGGGCUGCCCAGCACUUCCGCUGGCGCCACCCCCGUACUAUGAUCACUUCUGGUGGUCUUGGUACUAUGGGAUACGGUCUCCCGGCCGCCAUUGGAGCCAAGGUUGCUCGCCCCGACGCCCUCGUCAUCGAUAUCGACGGUGAUGCUUCCUUCAACAUGACCCUCACCGAGCUCUCCACUGCUGCUCAGUUCAACAUCGGCGUCAAGGUUCUCCUUUUGAACAACGAGGAACAGGGUAUGGUCACGCAGUGGCAGAACCUGUUCUACGAGGACCGUUACUCGCACACUCACCAGAAGAACCCCGACUUCGUCCCUCUGGCUCAGGCCAUGGGUGUUGCCGCUGACCGGUGCACCAAGCCUUCCGAGGUUGAGGAGAAGCUGAAGUGGCUGAUCGAGAGCGACGGCCCCGCUCUUCUUGAGGUGUUCACUGACCGCAAGGUGCCUGUGCUCCCCAUGGUGCCCGCUGGCUGUGCCCUGCACGAGUUCCUUGUCUAUGAUGAAGCCAAGGAGAAGGAGAGACAGGCUCUGAUGAAGAAGCGGAAAGUCCCCCUGUACCGGGGCGUCGACACUAAUUGA
This is a messenger RNA of Aspergillus heteromorphus CBS 117.55, 2031 nucleotides long. RefSeq names its product acetolactate synthase catalytic subunit. Gene Ontology annotation, biological process: L-valine biosynthetic process. The transcript has 6 exons. Gene Ontology annotation, molecular function: flavin adenine dinucleotide binding; thiamine pyrophosphate binding; acetolactate synthase activity. Bases 1 to 2031 code for a protein of 676 amino acids. Lineage: Eukaryota; Fungi; Ascomycota; Eurotiomycetes; Eurotiales; Aspergillaceae. The record is from RefSeq and is a predicted model, not a curated record. Gene Ontology annotation, cellular component: mitochondrion; acetolactate synthase complex.